CUUUGGGACGAGCCUCCUGCCUCUUCCAAGAAAUAGGGCCCUCUUCCCGCCGCGGUCCGUGUCUUUGGAACCCGGAAAGGAAAAGAAACUAGCCCAGAGCCGAACCAUCAGAGGCCAUCGCCUAAGGUUCCGAGGAGGAUCUGAUGGGGCAGUGAAAGUGUCAUAUUUCAAGUGCUGCUUCUCUCUGUUUUGCACAUGGGACGAUUUAAGGCUUAGAAAGAUCAUGGAUGCAUCAUAUGAUGGUACUGAGGUAACUGUUGUGAUGGAGGAAAUUAAGGAAGUCUACUGUUAUACUUCCCCUGGGCCACCCAAGAAGAAGAAAAAGUAUAAAAUACAUGGAGAAAAGGCCAAGAAACCCAGGUCUGCUUACCUUUUAUACUACUAUGACAUCUACUUGAAAGUGCAGCAGGAGCUCCCCCACCUCCCGCAGUCUGAGAUCAAUAAGAAGAUUAGUGAGAGUUGGAGGCUUCUCAGUGUGGCCGAGAGGAGUUACUACUUGGAAAAAGCCAAACUAGAGAAAGAAGGUUUGGAUCCUAAUGCUAAGCUAUCUACAGUGACUGCUGUGGUUCCAGACAUCCCAGGUUUCCGCAAGAUCCUCCCACGCUCAGAAUAUAUCAUCAUCCCCAAGAGCAGCCUGCAGGAGGAUCAGAGCUGCACUCAGCUAGAGCUAUGUGUAACUCAGAGCCAGAUGUCCCCUAAAGGACCUUCUCUUGUGUCCAACACCGCCCCGGAGACAGUGCCCAGCCAUGCGGGCGUAGCAGAGCAGUGCCUGGCUGAGGAGACUCUGGCUGAGGAGGUGGGAGCCCUUGCUCAGCCAGGUGCUGUGCAGGAGAUUGCCACCUCAGAGAUCCUCACCCAGGAUGUACUCCUGGAGGAGGCUUCCUUGGAGGUAGGGGAGAGCCACCAGCCUUAUCAGACAAACCUGGUAAUUGAAGAGACCUUACUGAACGGCUCAUCAGAACUUCCCACUGGAAACCUGGCUGUGCCCCGCACCCAGGUUGGGGAGAAUGUGUCAGUGGUGACAGUCAUGAGGGAUUCCAAUGAGAGUAGCUCCUCUACACCAACCACGCAGUUCAUCAUGUUGCCUGUGCCUACCUACUCAGUUGUGGAAAAUCCCUCUCCUAUCAAACUGACAACUACCUAUACCCGCCGGGGCCAUGGGACUUGCACCAGUCCAGGUUGUUCCUUUACAUAUGUCACCAGGCAUAAACCACCUAAGUGCCCAGCCUGUGGUAACUUCCUAGGAGGAAAGUGGAUCCCAAAGGAAAAGCCAGCGAGAGUCAAAGUGGAAUUGGCUUCUGGUGUCUCCUCCAAAGGUUCUGUGAUUAAAAGAAGUCAACAGCCUGAACAAAAUUCCUCAAAGGAAAAUGCCUGCAAACUGACUCUGGAGAAUUCAGAAGCUGUAAGCCAGCUCUUAAAUGUAGCUCCUCCAGGAGAAGUGGGGGAGGAGAAUGAGUGGGAGGAAGUGAUUGUCUCCGAUGCCCAUAUUUUGGUUAAGGAAGCUCCUGGGAUCUGUGGUACAGCAGUCACUAAGGUGCCAGUCGUCAAGCCUGAAGUCACUCUGGGGUCAACUGAGAAGGAUAGUUCCGGACUAGAAAUACCGCCACCUCCAGCUGAGGGGACCAGCACCUCCACCCAACUCCCUGCUCCUAAAAAGCCUACAGGAGUUGACCUACUCAGCACUGGGCCCAGAACCCCAGAGCUUAAAGGCAGAGCGCGGGGCAAGCCCUCAUUACUGGCUGCAGCAAGACCCAUGAGAGCAAUUCUGCCAGCCCCGGCUAAUGUGGGGCGAGGCAGCAGCAUGGGACUGCCCAGGGCCAGGCAGGCCUUUUCCCUGAGUGACAAGGCUUCCUCCGUGAGGACUUGCGGCCUGAAGCCGAGCACACUGAAGCAGCUGGGCCAGUCUGUGCAACAGCCGCCUAGCACUGGUGAAAUGAAGGUACCAAGUGGCCCAAACAACAGGACAUCUCAGGUGAAGGUUGUAGAGGUCAAGCCUGAUAUGUUUCCUCCGUAUAAGUACAGCUGCACUGUCACCCUGGAUUUGGGCCUGGCUACAUCAAGAGGCAGGGGAAAGUGCAAGAAUCCCUCUUGCAGCUUUGUCUACACCAACCGGCACAAACCUCGGAUUUGUCCCAGCUGUGGUUUUAACCUUGCCAAAGACCGGACUGAGAAAACCACCAAGGCUAUUCAGGAGGUGAGUUCUCCACUCCCAGAUGAGCUAAGUGCCACAGAGCCCCUGAGUGCAGCCCAGAGAGAGAUUCAGCGCCAGUCCACGCUGCAGCUGCUGCGCAAAGUCCUGCAGAUUCCUGAGAACGAGUCUGAACUGGCUGAGGUCUUCGCCUUGAUUCAUGAACUCAACAGCUCUCGACUUAUCCUGUCCAACGUGAGUGAGGAGACGGUCACCAUCGAGCAGACCUCUUGGUCGAGUUAUUAUGAGUCCCCGUCCACGCAGUGCCUUCUCUGCAGCAGCCCAUUAUUCAAAGGGGCCCAGAACUCCCUGGCUGGGCCCCAGGAGUGUUGGCUGCUGACAGCUAACCGGCUGCAAGUGGUGACUGCGCAGGUGAAGAUGUGUCUGAAUCCCCAUUGCCUGGCCCUGCACAGCUUCAUGGACAUUUGCACAGGUCUCUUUAAUGUGGGGAACAAGCUGCUAGUAAGCCUGGACUUGCUUUUUGCAAUUCGAAACCAGAUCAAGCUGGGAGAGGACCCCAGAGUAUCAGUCAGUGUUGUGCUGAAGUCAGUGCAGGAGCAGACAGAGAAGACUCUUACCUCAGAGGAGCUGAGCCAGCUGCAGGAGCUGCUGUGCAAUGGCUACUGGGCUUUCGAGUGCCUCACUGUCCGAGACUACAACGACAUGAUUUGUGGCAUCUGUGGUGUAGCCCCCAAAGUUGAAAUGGCUCAGAGGAGUGAAGAGAAUGUGCUAGCACUGAAAAGUGUGGAGUUCACCUGGCCUGAAUUCCUGGGUCCCAGUGAGGUGAACGUGGAGGACUUUUGGGCCACGAUGGAAACUGAGGUUAUUGAGCAGGUGGCGUUCCCGGCCAGCAUCCCUAUCACCAAAUUUGAUGCCUCUGUCAUUGCCCCCUUCUUCCCUCCGCUCAUGAGAGGAGCUGUGGUUGUCAACACUGAGAAAGACAAAAAUCUGGAUGUGCAGCCAGCACCUGGCAAUGGCAGUGCCUUGGUGAGGCUGCUCCAGGAAGGAACCUGCAAGCUUGAGGAGAUUGGCUCCUACAGUGAGAAGGAGCUGCAGCAUCUGCUGGGGCAGUGUGACAUCCCUUUCACAGCAGAAGACUGCAGGGACCAGCUCUGUUUCUCUCUUUUGGCCCUCUAUGAAUCUGUACAGAAUGGAGCCAGAGAUAGACAGCCCCCACCGCAUCUCACAGGGGGUAAAAUCUUCAAAGUGUGCCCCCAUCAGGUGGUUUGUGGCUCUAAGUAUCUUGUUCGAGGUGAGAGUGCCCGUGACCACGUGGAUCUGCUUGCCUCUUCCCGUCACUGGCCACCUGUCUAUGUGGUGGACAUGGCCACACCUGUGGCCCUGUGUGCUGACCUGUGCUACCCAGAGCUGACCAGCCAAAUGUGGGGGAAGAACCAGGGCUGUUUCUCUAGCCCUACAGAGCCACCUAUGACUGUGUCCUGCCCCGAGCUUUUGGACCAGCAUAAUUCUGUGGACAUGACAGAGGCUGAGCACACUGUCCAGCACCCAAUCACCAAGAGUGCGGCUCGGCGCAUCGUUCAUGCAGGCACACAGCCCAGUCCUGGUGACCCCAGUGCUGGGCACCACUCCUUAUCCCUAUGCCCUGAACUGGCGCCCUAUGCAUCUAUCCUAGCCUCCAUUAUGGACAGCAAGUCAAAUAAUGUCCGCCAGCGUCCCAUUGCCUUUGACAACGCCACCCACUAUUACCUCUACAACCGCCUCAUGGACUUCCUCACCAGCCGUGAAAUCGUCAACAGGCAGAUCCAUGACAUUGUACAGAACUGCCAGCCUGGCGAGGUGGUCAUUCGUGACACCCUUUACCGCCUUGGGGUUGCUCAGAUCAAGACAGAGCCUGAGGAAGAGGGUGAGGAAGAGGAGGUGGCCAUAGUGGCAGAAUAAGCCAAGAACUGCAUCAUCUCAAGCCAUAUACAGCCUGUGCCCAAGGCAAAUCUGUCCAGGGGCCUGCAGAGGCAGUGCAGUGACCCCUGCAGGGUCACGACUGCUGGGACCGACCAAAGAGCUUCCAUUUCCUGAGCAUACCAGGGCCCAGAGUCACGCUGCUCUGCCCUCAGGCUCAGAACUGGUCAGGAAACCCCUUCAGGCCCUGAAAGCGCUUGUGGGAAGUAAUGCUGGAGGGAGGGUGGGGAAGCGAGAGGGAAGGGCUGGUAGCCAGCUCCCUGAGGCCUGAUGCAUGUGGAGCAUCGGGUGGAGAUCUGGGUUGGGCUGAUCCAGCAGUCCGCACUAGGUGAGGUUUCCCAUCUGGGGAAACCUGGUCCAACCCUAGAGCUACACAAGCUCCCUAGCCUGUUGCCUCUGGGGCCUUGGUGGCCUCAUUCAUACUAGGCAUCUCUGUGGGCUCUUGAUUCUUCCCAAAGGAGGGAUGCAUUUUUCUCCAGUUCUUCCUGUACCACUUUUGGGGGAAACUGAGGAGGGAGGAACAGUCAGCCACAGUUUUCUUCCAGGACUGUCCUCUUCCUUGAGCUUUGGGAAAGAUGAUCCCCUUCCUCCUUUUCCUGGCCACUGCUGCUGCACCCUCCAUCCUCUCUGGGCCCUGGGACCCUCACCACAGGGGAUGUGGCCCAAGGCCCUGAGACAUAACUUGGCAGCAGUAGGAAAACUCCCUUCUGUGAAGGGGAAGCAGACUGGGCCACACGGAAACAGCAGGACUGGCUCGUGCCCAUGGUUUGCUUAGGGCCCAGGAACAGGCCAAGUGUUUUAAUUUAUUGAGAGGAGUGGAGUAGGUGGCUUCCCCCCUUCCCCCAACAAGAAUAAAGUUUAUUAAAUUAUCUGGUUUUGAUGAAGUAGGCCAGUUCCCUGCUCAUUGUGUGGGGCACAGUGUGGUUUAACUUCCAGGGUCCUGGACUUGUCACUUCAUGUCAAGGC
Messenger RNA from Fukomys damarensis (Damara mole-rat), 5071 nucleotides. It is a transcript of the gene Hmgxb3, whose product is annotated as HMG-box containing 3. The transcript has 20 exons. NCBI's taxonomy places the organism in Eukaryota, Metazoa, Chordata, Mammalia, Rodentia, Bathyergidae. The record is from RefSeq and is a predicted model, not a curated record. The coding region runs from base 224 to 4087 and encodes 1287 amino acids.